CCCGCCCCUCCCGGGCAGAUCCGAGCUGGCCUUGGGAGGCUGGCUUCCUUGCCUCGACAACUUGAGGACUCUGCAUCUGCUGCGAGACCAUGUCUAGCAACGGGUCAGAUGUCCCUACUGAAGUCCAGGCUGCUGUGGAAGAACCUGUCCCACAGCCCAGCGUGGUGGGCCGCAUGGCCAACCUGCCUCUCAUCAGCUCCACGUGUGAGAUGGUGAGUGCCGCGUACGCCUCCACCAAGGAGAGCUACCCCCACGUGAGGACCGUGUGUAACGUGGCUGAGAAAGGCGUCAAGACCCUCACUGCAGCCGCGGUCAGCGGGGCACAACCCAUCUUGUCCAAGCUGGAGCCCCAGAUUGCGACGGCCAGUGAGUACGCGCACCGCGGGCUGGACAGAUUGCAGGAAAGCCUGCCCAUCCUCCAGCAGCCGACGGAGAAGGUUCUGGCGGACACUAAGGAACUGGUGUCAUCUACAGUAUCUGGAGCCAGAGAAAUGGUAUCCAACUCAAUGAUCAGUGCAAAGGACACAGUGACCACUCGGGUGACUGGAGCAGUGGAUAUGACCCGGGGGGCUGUACAGAGCAGCGUGGACAUGACCAAGUCAGCAGUGACCAGCGGCGUCCAGUCAGUCAUGGGCUCCCGAGUGGGACAGAUGGUGAUUAGCGGAGUGGACACGGUGCUGGUAAAAUCAGAGGCCUGGGCGGACAACCGCCUGCCCCUGACGGAUGCAGAGCUGGCCCUAAUUGCCACGUCCUCCGAGGACUCGGACAUGGCCUCGCUGCAGCAGCAGAGACAGGAGCAGAACUACUUCAUCCGGCUGGGCUCACUGUCGGAACGGCUACGCAACCACGCCUAUGAGCACUCACUGGGCAAGCUGCGCAAUGCCAGACAGAGUGCGCAUGAGGCCAUGCAGCAACUCAUGCAUGCGCUCAGCCUGAUGGAAUCUGUGAAGCAGGGUGUGGACCAGAGGCUGGGGGAGGGGCAGGAGAAAUUGCACCAGAUGUGGCUCAGCUGGAACCAGAAGACACCCCAGGAUGCAGAAAAGGACCCAGCUAAGCCAGAGCAGGUGGAGGCCCAGGCGCUUAGCAUGUUCAGGGACAUUGCCCAGCAGCUACAGAGCACGUGUGUGGCCCUGGGGGCCAGCAUCCAGGGCCUGCCUGGCCACGUCCGAGAGCAGGCCCAGCAGGCCCGCAGCCAGGUGGACGACCUUCAGGCCACUUUCUCCAGCAUCCACUCCUUCCAGGACCUCACAGCCGGUGUUCUUGCCCAGACCCGCGAACGCAUAACCAGAGCCCGGGAGGCCCUUGACCACACUGUGGAGUACGUGGCCCAGAACACACCAGUCACGUGGCUGGUGGGCCCCUUCGCUCCUGGAAUCACUGAGAAAGCCCUGGAAGAGAAGUAGAGACAGGUCGGGGCCAGCAGCUGGUUUCAGCCAGCUUUUUCCAAUAAUCCUGUUGCAUACUAGGUCCUCAGCUACUCUGAGUCUGAAGAAGUGGUUAACCUUCUCCCAUCAGUCUUUUGAAGAAGAAGAAAAACUCUAGAAUGUUCUAGGAGAAAAAUUUUUUUCGAGAAUGUUCUAGAAAAAAAAAAAUCCCUAAAAGAAAAAACAGGGUAACCAGUAGUAAUGGCACAUUCCUGCCAUCCUAUGCCAGCACUGUGGCGGGAGAGGCAGGAGGAUCAAGAAUUUUAAGCCGGGGCUGGAGAGAUGGCUCAGAGGUUAAGAGCAUUGCCUGCCUUUCCAAAGGUCCUGAGUUCAAUUCCCAGCAACCACAUGGUGGCUCAUAACCAUCUGUAAUGGGGUCUGGUGCCCUCUUCUGGCCUUCAGGCAUACACACAGACAGAAUAUUGUAUACAUAACAAAUAAAUAUUUUUUAAAAAAAAAGAAUUCUAAGCCAGACGCUGUAUAGCAAGCAGAGUCAGUGAAAGCCUGAGACUCACUUAAGACCACGGCCUGAUGAUAGCCCAUUCCUGUUGCCUUUUCUACGGCAUGGACCAUCAUAGCAAGCGGUUUCCUAUCCUAACAGUUGGUCCUCAUGGUGUGGACAGCAGGACGUGAAAUUGUUUCAGAUGAGAAAGUGGCUGAGGACUGAGUGUCCAGUGUUCCUCAAACCCUGGGGUUCAGUAUUGCUAUAAUAAAUUUUAUGACCAUCAGAGGCCAGGCGGACAGUGUGUGUGUGUGUGUGUGUGUGUGUGUGUGUGUGUGUGUGUUCCUUUCGCUGCUGAGCCACCCUGGCAGAGGAGCAGGAGGGGCCCAUUGCCGGGUUUCCCUCCUGUGAGGUGUAGGGGAGGGGGGUGGUAAGGUGCAGCAGACUGAACAUAAUCUUCCAAACACGGCUGUUCCCCUUGAUCUGGAGACAGGAGGAUUAGGAGCUCAAAUUUCACCCUUGGCUGCUGUAGGAACUUCUUCAGCCAGUGGCUUUUUUUUUUUUAAAUAUUUAUUUAUUUAUUUAUUAUGUAUACAAUAUUGUCUGUGUGCAUGCCUGCAGGCCAGAAGAGGGCACCAGACCUCAUUACAGAUGGUUGUGAGCCACCAUGUGGUUGCUGGGAAUUGAACUCAGGACCUUUGGAAGAGCAGGCAAUGCUCUUAACCACUGAGCCAUCUCUCCAGCCCCAGCCAGUGGCUUUUUUAAGUGAGGGGCUGAGGGCGUGGUCAGGGUGGAACCCCACCUAGAACCCCCAGUAAGGGGCUGGGGGCGUGGUCAGGGUGGAGCCCUGCCUAGACACCCCCCCCCCCCGUGAAGGGCUGGGGGCGUGGUCAUGGGGUACAGUUCCCCCUUCCCACCUAUUAUCUCCCAGUGAAGGGUUGGGAAGAAUGGCUUACAUGUACACACCACUUCCCAGUGAUUGUAAACUGCUUCUGCUUUUCUGUUUUCACAAUUUAGUUUCAUCAGUUUUUUUGUUUUGUUUUUUGAGACAGGGUUUCUCUGGGUAGCUCUGGCUGUCCUAGAACUUGCUCAGUAGACCAGGCUCUCCAACUCAUAGAGAUCCACCUGCCUCUGCCUCCCAAGUGCUGGGAUUAAGGGUGUGCUCUGCCAUUGCCGGGCUAGUUUCAUCAAUUUAAAAACAUGCCUGUAAUCUAAGCAUCUGGGAGACUAAGUCAGGAGGAUAGCUAAAGUUCCAGGAUAGAGUCACAUACAUACAAAGACUGCUUCUUUUUUUUUCUUCUUUUUCUUUUUGAUUUUCGAGACAGGGUUUCACUGUAGUUUUAGAGCCUGUCCUGAAACUAGCUCUUGUAGACCAGGCUGGCCUCGAACUCACAGAAAUCUGCCUGCUUCUGCCUCCUGAGUGCUGGGAUUAAAGGCGUGCGCCCCACCACCCGGCCAAGGACUGUUUCUUAAAAUACUAAAUAUCCAGAAAUAUCUUUCUAAUUUUUUUUUGUUUUGUGUCCUUGUGAAGUCUCAGCGGGUCUUCUUUGACCUACAGACACACACACACACA
Molecule: messenger RNA, 3439 nt
Organism: Alexandromys fortis (reed vole)
Lineage: Eukaryota; Metazoa; Chordata; Mammalia; Rodentia; Cricetidae
Gene: Plin3
Product: perilipin 3
Exons: 9
Coding region: 90-1403 (437 amino acids)
Biological process (GO): positive regulation of triglyceride storage; lipid storage
Cellular component (GO): lipid droplet; cytosol
Source: RefSeq, a predicted model, not a curated record